Messenger RNA from Aphanomyces astaci, 2552 nucleotides. RefSeq lists its product as hypothetical. Gene Ontology annotation, biological process: intracellular protein transport; vesicle-mediated transport. Lineage: Eukaryota; Oomycota; Saprolegniomycetes; Saprolegniales; Verrucalvaceae. The transcript is spliced from 5 exons. Bases 62 to 2428 code for a protein of 788 amino acids. Gene Ontology annotation, molecular function: clathrin binding. Gene Ontology annotation, cellular component: clathrin adaptor complex; membrane coat. The record is from RefSeq and is a predicted model, not a curated record.
GUCAAAAUCUUCGACGUCACCCUAAACGAAGGCAGCCACACAAGCACCAAGGCCACGCAGCAUGUCCGCCCCCGCUCCUCCGCCGUCCAAGGGCAAUCCUAGCUACUUUAGUGACAAGAAGAAAGGGGAAGUGAACGAGCUUAAGAAUCUGUUGCGCGACUCGACCGUCGAGCGCGACUCGAAGAAGAAGCGAGAGAUCAUCAAGAAAGUGAUUGCGUACAUGACGUUGGGCAUCGACGUGAGUCGCAUCUUCAGCGAGAUCGUCAUGUGCGUCGACACCAAGGACAUCAUUACCAAGAAGAUGGUGUAUUACUACCUGACCAACUACGCCAACAAGAACGCGGACUUGGCCAUCUUGUGCAUCAACACCCUCUUGACCGACUGUCGGAACGAAGACCCCCUUGUUCGUGGUUUGGCGCUUCGCUCCCUCUGUUCUCUUCGCUUGGAAACCAUGCUCGAGUACAUCCACGAACCCCUCCAGCAUUCGCUUACCGACACGAGUGCGUACGUGCGCAAGACGGGGGUAAUCGGCAUCCUCAAGGUGUUUUCGCUCAACAAGGAGCUCAUCAAGGACAGCGAGAUGGUGGACACGCUGUACAACAUGAUCCGCGACCGCGACCCGCAGGUCGUGUCCAACUGCCUCGUCGCGCUCAACGAGAUUAUGGCGGACGAGGGCGGGAUCGCCGUGAACCAGCAGAUCGUGCUGCACUUGCUCACGCGCAUCUCCGAGUUUAACGAGUGGGGGCAAUGCAACAUCCUCCACGUCGUGAGCACGUACCGUCCGUCCAGUGAGGAAGAGAUCUUCAACAUCAUGAACAUUCUCGAGCCGCAACUGCGCGUGUCCAACUCGGCGGUGGUGCUCGGCACGGCCAAAUGCUUCUUCAACCUCACCGACAAGAUGCCGCAGGUCCACACCCAAGUGUUUGAGCGCAUGCGGCAGCCCAUGCUCACGCUCAUGGCGGGGGGAUCGCACGAACUUAACUAUUGCGUACUGCACCACAUUCUGCUCAUGGUGGGCAAGUACCCCCGAGUGUUUUCCCCCGACUACCGCCAGUUCUACAUCCGAUACAACGAACCCAGCCAUGUCAAGUAUGUCAAGCUCGACAUCCUCAGCGGCAUCGCAGAAAACCACAGCGUCGCAGACAUCAUCAUGGAGCUGAGCGAGUACGUGACGGACGUCGAUCAAGAGCUCAGCCGCCGCGCGGUCCGAGCCAUCUCGCAGAUCGCCAUCGGCAACAGCUUUGGCCACGAAGGCCUGGACGCCAUGCACGACCAGAUCGUCGACACGAUGGUCGAGUUCCUCGAAAUGAACUUGGAUUAUGUGCGCGAUGAAACGCUCGUCGUGAUGAAGGAUCUGCUCCGCAAGUUCCCCCACAAAGUCGACGACGUCCUCGACGUGCUGCCCCGCAUCAUCCCCAAAGUCGACCACGCCCCUGCCAAAUGCGCCGUGAUUUGGAUGCUCGGCGAGUUUGGCCAGGACUUGCGCCGUGCACCGUACGUGUUGGAGCGCCUGAUCGAUUCCUUUGCCGAUGAAAUCGCGCCGUCCGUGCUCCUGGAACUGCUCAGUGCGUCGCUCAAGCUGUUCUUCAAGCGUCCUCCCGAGAUGCAAUCGAUGCUUGGACGUCUGUUGCAAGCCGCGAUGGAUGAAUCCCAACGUAACAUUGACGUGAAGGACCGGGCGUUGUUUUACUACCGGCUCUUGUCGCAAGAUGUCAACACGGCGGCGCAGAUUGUGCGCCAGUUUGAGCCCGACAUUGUCGAUGUAUUUGCCGAGAUGGUCGAGACGGAUUUGCAGGACAAGCUCUUUCGCGAGUUCAACACACUCGCGGUUGUGUACACCAAGCCCAGCGAGACGUUCGUGUCGGCCGCGCAUCUCAUCACGCGAUUGAAUGUCGAAUCGAAUGCUGGCGGUGGUGAUAAUGAUGAAGAAGAGGACGAAGACGAAGACGAGGAAGAUGAACCCCACGUGCAGCCGCCUCUUCCCUACGGCAACCACGGCGGGCCCCGUCCACCCGCGGCGGCAGUUGACUUGCUCGGGAUGCUCGAUUUUUCCCACCCAACGACGACAGCGCCGCCGCCAGCCGCGUUUCAGCUGACCCCAAACCCGUCGAUGGAUGCCGCCACGUUUCAAAACCUGUGGGGGUCGCUGCGUGUGGUGUCCCAGAUUCAGCUCAAGAUGCCGGCGAUUCCAGCGCAAGGCGACAUUGAGCGCGCGUUCGGCGCCCACGGCAUCCUGACCAUGGCGGCGGGGGAUGUGGGGCCCCAGUACAAAUUCUUCUUUUACGCCCAAGACAGCCAGCGCAACUAUUACUUGGCGGAAACUGUCGUCGAAAAGGCCCAGCUGGUGCUCUACGCAACCAUCAAGGGCCAAGACGAAGUGGGCGGCACCCAAUUUGGCGACCAUUUCAAGCGUGUGUUGUUUGGAUAAGUCAACAUUGUUGCAUUGUAUAUAGUACGACGACGAUGUGACCAGGCCCUGGAAUAACUGAAACGUUCAGUUCACCAUCAUAUGCCUGUUAUUAACUGUUACUAGUACUUGUUAUACCGGUUUG